CGGUGCUGAAAAGGACAACAGAGCAGGUGUGAGGAUGCUGAGAGGGGAUUCGCGGUCGGAACCCUGACAAUGGACGAGCCACAGAAACCACUAAAGGGCCUCGACUCACUCUGCCUCGGUUGCGGGCUUCAGAUCCGUGACCGCUUCGUGCUGAGCGUGUUUCCUGACCUGCGCUGGCACGUUGCAUGUCUGAAGUGUGUGGAGUGUCAGCAAAACCUGGACGAGUCGCAAACCUGCUUCAUGAAAGAUGGAAAGACUCUGUGUAAAGACGAUUAUAUCAGAUUAUACACCACUAAAUGUGCAAAAUGUCCAAAGUCCUUCAGCAGCCAUGAUUACGUCAUGCGCGCAGGAGUUAACAUCUAUCACGUGCAGUGUUUCCGGUGCGAGCGCUGCGAUCGACAGCUGCUACCUGGAGAUGAGUUUACCAUCCGGGAUGGCUAUCUGCACUGCACGGACCAUGAAAACUUCGAUCAUGGAUUCCUAACACUUACACAUGACUCAACACAUGUGUCUGAGCUGGGCAGAUGUGAUGAAGGAGCAGACACUUCCCAGUCGAGUGGAGAAGGUGACACUGGCUGGCCGGUUGCACCCAUCAAGCCUGAGAAGACUGCACGUGUGAGGACGGCACUCAGCCAGUCUCAGCUCCAUGUGCUGCGUACAUGCUACAACACCAACCCGCGGCCGGAUGCUACGAUGAAAGAACAGCUGAUGGAGCUGACAGGACUGAGCUCACGUGUGAUCCGUGUCUGGUUCCAGAAUAAACGAUGCAAAGACAAAAAGAGGAGAAUGCUAGAGAGACAGAAACAGCAUGAGAGCAGUGAACAGGUUGAUCUGAUGGAUGAGCCGUUGUCGGCUGUCACUCCUGAAAUCAUGGACUUAGACACACUGAUGCACCCGCUCGACCUGGAGAGUCUCCAGCCAUCCUGGAAGCUCCUGACGAGUCUCUUGCAGCCAGACGGUGAUCAAACUCUAGAUCAGGAAGCAGAGACGACUCUUAACCAGCUCCUCAACAAGUAGUGAACACUACAGGAGAGUUCAGUGUGAGUUAAGAAGGGAUUGAAAUGUGUCCUAGUGUUUUUUCUUGUGAUUUUCAGUAGUUUCUCUCUCAGACAGUAAGUAUGGGUGUAGUCUACAGGAACUGAUAUUCUGGUAAAUUUCAUUGAGCCACAAUUUUUUUUGUAAAAUUUUUUUACAUUAUUUACCUUCAAUAUUGUUUUCUGUAACAAAGUCUCUCAAGGAAUUGAAGCUCCCGUGUGACAAUAUUUAUUGAAUAUUUUGCACUAAUUUAUCACGAAUUUUAUGUAAUUGUCUUCAUAGGAUGAACUGCACCUGAAAUAUCACUCAGUUGUGUUUUGUUCUCAAGUGUGUAUGCAGUUCAUCUUGAUAAAUACUAAUCAGCCAGUUAUUAUCAAAGCGCUUCUACAGCAAAGCUGAUUCACAUCCAAUGAUGCUCAUAAAGCUGCAUACAAGGUGCAAAGAAAGAGAGCUGAAAAUGACAACAAAACAGUAAAUUAUAACACUCUAAAUAUUUUAGUUAUGCAUU
This is a messenger RNA of Clarias gariepinus (North African catfish), 1543 nucleotides long. Its product is annotated as insulin gene enhancer protein ISL-1-like. Gene Ontology annotation, molecular function: DNA-binding transcription factor activity, RNA polymerase II-specific; cis-regulatory region sequence-specific DNA binding. NCBI's taxonomy places the organism in Eukaryota, Metazoa, Chordata, Actinopteri, Siluriformes, Clariidae. The coding region runs from base 70 to 1017 and encodes 315 amino acids. The record is from RefSeq and is a predicted model, not a curated record. Gene Ontology annotation, cellular component: nucleus. The transcript has 5 exons. Gene Ontology annotation, biological process: neuron fate specification; positive regulation of transcription by RNA polymerase II; axonogenesis.